This is a messenger RNA of Musa acuminata subsp. malaccensis (wild Malaysian banana), 1560 nucleotides long. RefSeq names its product sugar transport protein MST3-like. Lineage: Eukaryota; Viridiplantae; Streptophyta; Magnoliopsida; Zingiberales; Musaceae. Gene Ontology annotation, biological process: monosaccharide transmembrane transport. Gene Ontology annotation, cellular component: membrane. The record is from RefSeq and is a predicted model, not a curated record. Gene Ontology annotation, molecular function: monosaccharide transmembrane transporter activity.
AUGGCGGUCGGAGUGAUCGUGAGCACGGGCGGUGGCAAGGAGCACCCGGGGAAGAUGACGCUGUUCGUCUUCCUGACUUGCCUCGUCGCCUCCUCCGGUGGCCUUAUUUUUGGCUACGACAUUGGAAUUUCUGGUGGAGUGACGUCCAUGGAUUCCUUCCUCUCCCGUUUCUUUCCGUCGGUCUACAAGCAGCAGAUGGCAGACUCGAGCACCAACCAAUACUGCAAGUUCGACAGCCAGUUGCUGACUCUCUUCACGUCCUCUCUGUAUUGGGCCGCCCUCCUUUCAUCCUUCCUUGCGUCGACGGUGACGAGGAUGUUCGGGAGGAAGUGGUCCAUGUUCGCGGGAGGGAUCACCUUUCUGCUGGGCUCCGCCAUCAACGGCGCCGCCAUGAACGUCCUGAUGCUCAUACUCGGCCGCGUCCUCCUCGGCAUCGGCAUUGGCUUCGCGAAUCAGGCUGUGCCGCUCUACCUCUCCGAGAUGGCACCUGCUGAUCUCCGGGGCACGCUUAACAUCGGCUUCCAGCUGAUGAUCACCGUCGGAAUCUUCGUCGCCAACCUCAUCAACUACGGGACAGCCUCCAUCAAAGGUGGCUGGGGAUGGCGCGUCAGCCUCGGGCUCGCCGCGGUCCCGGCCCUCGUCAUCACCAUCGGCUCGCUGGUGCUGCCCGACACUCCCAACUCGAUCAUCGAGCGCGGCCACGACGAAGAGGCCAAGGCCAUGCUCCGCAAAAUCCGUGGCACCGAAGACAUCCGAGCCGAGUACGACGACCUCGUGGCGGCCAGCGAUGCAGCCAAGAGCGUCCACCAUCCUUGGUCCAACAUAUUGCAGAGGAAGUACAGGCCGCAGCUCACCAUGGCCAUUCUGAUCCCCUGCUUCCAGCAGCUCACCGGCAUUAAUGUCAUCAUGUUCUACGCUCCCGUGCUCUUCAAAACCAUCGGCUUCGGCAGCGAGGCCUCCCUCGCGUCGGCAGUGAUCACCGGCAUCGUGAUCGUCUUCGGCACCUUCGUCUCGAUCGCCACCGUGGACAAUCUUGGACGCCGAAAGCUCUUCUUGCAAGGAGGCGCACAGAUGCUCAUAUCUCAGUUGGUGGUGGGAACUCUAAUUGCGUUCAAGUUUGGGAUCAGCGGUGUGGCCACCGAUGUAACAAAGAACUACGCCAGCAUCAUAGUGCUCUUCAUCUGCUUCUACGUUGCAGCCUUUGCAUGGUCAUGGGGGCCUCUGGGGUGGUUGGUACCAAGUGAGAUCUUCCCCCUCGAGAUCCGCUCGGCUGGGCAAAGCAUCACCGUCUCCGUCAACAUGUUCUUCACGUUCUUGAUCGCCCAGGUGUUUCUGACCGCACUGUGUCACCUCAAGUUUGGCCUCUUCUACUUCUUCGCCGGGUGGGUGGCGAUCAUGACUGCCUUCAUCGCCUUCUUUUUGCCCGAGACCAAGAGCGUACCCAUCGAAGAGAUAACUCUGGUCUGGAAGAAGCAUUGGUUCUGGAGCAAGUUCAUCUCCGACGAGGACGUUCAUGUCGGGAACUCCGAAUCGGUCGACGACAGAAUUGAAGAUGCGUGA